Messenger RNA from Cladophialophora bantiana CBS 173.52, 1092 nucleotides. RefSeq lists its product as uncharacterized. NCBI's taxonomy places the organism in Eukaryota, Fungi, Ascomycota, Eurotiomycetes, Chaetothyriales, Herpotrichiellaceae. The transcript has 2 exons. The coding region runs from base 1 to 1092 and encodes 363 amino acids. Gene Ontology annotation, biological process: protein N-linked glycosylation. Gene Ontology annotation, molecular function: alpha-1,6-mannosyltransferase activity. The record is from RefSeq and is a predicted model, not a curated record. Gene Ontology annotation, cellular component: mannan polymerase complex.
AUGGCAAUAUCCAACUCGUGGAGACGUGCAGCUCUCGCCGCUACCAUCCUGCUGACUUUAUUCCUCCUGCUGCGGCAUUCGUCUCUCUCACCGAGCCUUCCUCCAGGGGAAGUUGCUGAAGGCAGACAACCCUCGAGACCCUACCCUCCUCCCAAGCCUCCGAAUAUCGUCCCGGGGGCUCAGCAGACAGUCCAGGAUGUGGCUGACAGACCACUGCGAGAGAGAUUACGAUACCAUUUCCCCUACGACAUUGAAGCCAAGUUCCCAGCGUACAUUUGGCAGACCUGGAAACACGAACCGGGUUCGGGCAACUUCGAGGAGAGACUACGACCCUUUGAGGCAUCCUGGUCGAAUCUACAUCCUGGCUUUGUUCAUGAGGUGGUAACGGACGAGGCCGCAAUGCACCUCAUCAGUUAUCUGUAUGCCUCAAUGCCCCAGAUUGUUCAAGCAUACGAAGCCAUGCCCCUUCCUGUAAUUCGCGCCGACUUCUUCCGCUACCUGAUUCUGCUUGCGCGUGGGGGGAUCUACAGUGACAUCGACACGCAGGCUCUCAAGUCUGCCAUGGAUUGGUUGCCGCAAAACCUGGACAAGACUACAGUGGGCUUGGUGGUGGGAAUUGAGGCUGAUCCGGACAGACCAGACUGGAAUGAGUGGUAUGCUAGAAGGAUACAGUUCUGUCAAUGGACGAUCCAAUCCAAGCCAGGCCACCCAGUUCUGAGAGAUAUUGUAGCCACCAUCACCGAAGACACAUUGGCCAUGCAAAAGGCUGGGGAACUGCGAAAGGGCAAAGAACCAGCCAAGAGCAUCAUGGAAUACACGGGACCUGGCGUUUGGACGGAUGCGCUGUUUUCAUACUUCAACAACGAAGAAUACUUUGAUUUCAGCGGCCGGAAAACGAAUGUGUCAUACCCUGAUUUUUUCGCCAUCACCGAACACAAGAAGAUUGGCGACGUGGUGGUGCUGCCAAUCACGAGCUUCAGUCCGGGCGUAGGCCAGAUGGGUUCGGAGGGACCUGAGCACCCCAUGGCUUUCGUGAGACAUGAUUUUGACGGUUCGUGGAAGCCCGAGAAUGAGCGCAUGAAGGACAAUUGA